Aspergillus piperis CBS 112811 is the source of this 3598-nucleotide messenger RNA. Its product is annotated as DUF3433 domain-containing protein. The transcript is spliced from 2 exons. The record is from RefSeq and is a predicted model, not a curated record. NCBI's taxonomy places the organism in Eukaryota, Fungi, Ascomycota, Eurotiomycetes, Eurotiales, Aspergillaceae. The coding region runs from base 1 to 3555 and encodes 1184 amino acids.
AUGACAACAGAGCUUACCCGCGAUGCUCCUCAGAUCCGGACUUCAGGAUGGCUUCCGCGGACCUUGCGCCGACGAUACUUGAUUCCGUUGGCCUGCCUCAUGUUCUUCAUGCUGUUGGUGACUGAGUUUCUUCGACAACUGGGCAACAAUGAAGGCAGCCUCAGUCUCUUUACCUCGACUGAUCAACUCACCGACACCCGGAAAUUCGCCUACACCUACGUUCCCACCAUCCUGAGCAUGGUUAUCGCAGUCUUAUGGUCCCUCGUUGAAUAUGAUGCUCUUCGGCUCGAACCGUACUUCCAACUAUCAAGACCCCAAGGGGCUCCGGCUGAUGUGCUUCUUCUCAACUACGAAUUCGGUCACUAUACAACCGCGCCAUUUUUUGCCAUGAGGAACCGCCAUUGGCUUGCGGUCUGUAUCUCAAUCCUGAGUAUCCUCCUGCAAUUGGUAUUCCCGUCGUUGCAAAGUAGUCUUUUCAACAUGGAUGAUGCUACCGUCUACAAGAAUCAGCACCUUCAAACAUGGCCGACUAUCGUGAACCUCGAAGAGCAGGAAUCCUUGGUGGAUAACAUCAUCCAGAACACGACCAGCAUUCGAGACCAUCGGGACCUGUCUUAUAGUCAGCCGGAAUCGAGCAAGUACGCCAUGGCACCGGUGGCUAUACCAUUAGAUGUUCAAUACGACACCAAAAUGUGGGAACUCACACAAUCCAUCUACUGGACAGAGUUAUCCUGUACUGAGAUCGACGUGGAAGAUGCCGUAACCGUUGAUGUAUCCUCCAAUACGUCUUCAUUCGGUAUCGGAUCUCCCACUAGACAACCCUUGAUUUGGAACCUCUACGACGUGUCAAGAACCGAUAAUUGCACCCUGGAACUCAGCGAGGAAAUCACCAUACCGCCGACAAACUCAUCUGUGCAGAUUUCACACUGGCAGCCGAACGCAUCCACGACUAGUAUUACCAAGCAGUGUGCUUCUUUCGACCUAAUCGGACUGACGGUGGACGUUAGUCUCAACAAAUCCAGUGAACUUGAUCGUCAGAAAUCCGACUAUUCGAGCUCUGAUUACACCCAUCAGGUCAAUGGAUUUGGCUGCAAGCUUGUCUAUCUGACCUCGGAAGCUGGCAUCUCAGUACAAGUAAAUGGUUCGCUUUCAAUCGUUGAUCUGCAUCCGAACUCGACUACAGAGGUCUCCAGAGCUUCUCUUAAUACUACCCACUUCAAAAGCAUAAUUUUGCAAGAGGUGGCCUCCACCAAUGGCACUUCCACGUUCAAUAAAAAGCCAGUGAGGCCAUCCACACUUCAUCGCGAUCUUAUCUCGAAGCUGGAAACUAGCGUUCAAGGCGCUUUUGUACCGUUGAUGAACAGGAUCUUCGAUCUCACCAGUCAGUCACACUAUGUGCAAGCUUCUCAUGUGACACAUCAGAUGGCCAUCAUUGUUGGCCCGGUACAGUCCUUCUUCUCCGAGGCAAUCCUUCUGUUUGGAUUGGUAAUGGUUUUGUAUUUGGCCUACACCUACCCAAAUCGCCCGAAUAUGCUUCGAAGUGACCCGGCUUCUAUCGCAUCCAUGUGUGGUAUCAUGGCCGAUGUCAUUGAUGCUUCGUGUCUGUCUCACUUGAACCUAGAUCAGUUGUCAACCAGACAGUUGAGGACCAUUCUCAAGAACUAUACUUGCCGCUGGCAGCAAGCUUCUGACCCUCCCCGUAUCUGUAUUGAGCCAUCUGCUGUUCCUCGGUCUCAAAGGCAGAUCUUCCAAGGCAAACCCGAUCCAAGACCUCAUUUCCUCCUUAUACCAAUUUUCGCUCUUGAAAUAUUCCUCUUCAUAGCGGUAUUUGCAGGUAUUGUGACGAUAUUCGUGGUGUGUGCCAAGGAUGGGGCAUUCCAUGCAUUGACAUAUCUCAACUCCGACAGUCUGGCGGCGUUGUUCCAAUUCAUCCCGUCUGCACUCGCUUCCAUUAUCAGGGCAUUAUGCCUCUCAAUAUACCGAUACCUGAGCGUCCUGGAACCAUGGUCUGUUCUUCAGGCAGGGGGCGCAUCCGCUGCGUCUUCCCUACUUCUCGAGUACGGGUCAUUGAAUCCUAUUGCUUCACUCUUUAAGUGGUUCAGUUACCGCCACUUCUUGCUGGGACUCGUAGGAGUGGCCUGUAUGUUCAAUACCGCAAUGAGCAUAUUAGCCAGCGGGCUUUUUCGGCACGAGCUUGGUCCGACGAGGGCGGAUGCUGAUAUGAAGUCCAACUACAGCUAUGCGUCAAUCGCCAUAAGACAAGCCUCGCCGAUAGGCCCCGAACUUGACACCAUUAAGAGCAGCAUCUACAGCGGUACCUCGGUGCUCGCUUGGACCACAUCCAGCUAUUCAUUUCUCCCUGCAUGGACGGACACAUCGUCCGAAUGGCUCGUUGGGGGCACCAUUCGGGGCAUUGGUGCCGAUUUAGUAUGCAAGCAGCUUUCGAUCGCCGACAGCUAUUCCGAGGACCCGGUAACAAAUGUAGCCAGUUGGCAAUACUCGCCUUUCAACGAAUCAGAUACGGUGUGCCAAAUAGACACAAUCCAAGACACUGAGGCUAGCCAAGUAAACAGUUUGACGGUUCGCUUCUUCGCUUCACCGACAUUUGCACAAUCAAGUGGCUGUCAGAAGCCUGCUGUCGUCGUGGUUGCCUACCCCAGCGGAGGUGGCUAUCUACAAACCACACCCGAUACCGCAGUCGCGUUGUAUUGCGAAUCCCUCUUCAUUAUGCAGAAUUUCUCUGUUGGUUUCAACUCUGAUGGGUACAUACAGUACCAUGUUCCUCUCAAUGGCACCUUUGUGACAGACGAUGCGAUUCUACGCAACGGGACGACAAACCUGGCCAACUACAACCUCAGGCUAUCAAACCCUCUAAGCGUCACUUACAAUGGCUCGUAUCUAGAAACCAACAAUGCAAGCAGCACUGAUUGGUUUGGCACCCUCACGGCAAAUCUCUACCGCAUUCUGGACACCAAUACAAGUGUCAUUACCGCAAAUGUUCUCGAAUCCGCCACCCGCAAUGUCUACCGGUCAAUCUUUGCAACUGAUCUAUCGCUUGAACGGGAUGCUUACUUCCAACUUCAAGACCACCCUGCUCGGAUCAGCGAUGGUAUUAUCUACAACAUGUCAUGGGCGGUGGUCCCAUCGUUUGCAUCAUUCAUGUAUGUUCUAAUCAUAGUAGUCUUUGAUGGGUGCGUUGUCGCCUCGGUUUUCCUUACCAGGAGAGGUCGUUUCAAAUUUCCUCGCAUCCCACGGUCCAUAGGCUCUAUCAUCCCGUGGGUCAUUCACGGACAAGUUCUGAACGAUUUCAAGGGAACAUACGCUUGGAGUGAAGGCGAUCGAGAGAAACACUUUGUCGAUCUGGACAAACGAUACAAACUUAAUCGACACGAAACGGCCGAUGGACAAUGGAAGUACGUUUUGGAUGAAGACAACUCUCGCCGCGACAGUGAAUCCUCUACCAUCGAGUUACAGCCGAUUACUCCGGUGCCGAAAAACCGGUUCCGAACUCUGCUGCGAAGGGUGACUUCUGAUGACAGAAAUCAAAACGGAUGAUGACCCUCUUGGCUUGGUUGUUUCAAUCAUUUCCGACAUCUUA